GCUGGUCCCACAACCUUCCGAUCGUCCAGCACCAUAGAUAGAGUCAAGAGUAGUGUACGCUGAAUAGUCAUAACUCAAUUCUCAUUACUUUUACGUUCAACGUUCAUUAAGUCCGUUGUUACGGUUCAUUCUCGUCACCGCUUUGAGUUGCUAUCUUCACUUUACCUCUUUACUCUUUAGUCUUUACUACAGACAAUCGUCGUAAUGGCCAACCCAAAAGUAUUUUUUGACAUGACCGUCGAUGGACAACCGGCCGGCAGAAUCGUUAUCGAAUUACGAAAAGAUGUUGUGCCAAAAACUGCUGAGAAUUUCCGUGCCUUGUGUACUGGUGAAAAAGGUUAUGGCUAUAAAGGUAGUGUUUUCCACCGUGUCAUCCCCAACUUUAUGUGCCAAGGUGGUGACUUUACCAAUCAUAAUGGUACUGGAGGCAAAUCCAUUUACGGUGCCAAGUUUGGCGAUGAAAACUUUGCCCUAAAACAUACUGGACCUGGUAUUUUAUCAAUGGCUAAUGCUGGCCCAAAUACAAAUGGUAGUCAGUUUUUCAUCACUACAGUUAAGACUGCAUGGUUAGAUGGUAAACAUGUUGUUUUUGGAUCUGUUACCGAGGGUAUGGACGUUGUAAAAAAAUUAGAGAGUUAUGGAACUGAUACAGGAGAGACCAAAAAGAAGGUUGUUGUAGCUAACUGUGGAGAACUUUAAGCAUUUUUUACACAUAUUCUGUUACUAAACAUUUUCAAUUAAAAAUAUGCUGAAUUUUA
Molecule: messenger RNA, 758 nt
Organism: Melanaphis sacchari
Lineage: Eukaryota; Metazoa; Arthropoda; Insecta; Hemiptera; Aphididae
Product: peptidyl-prolyl cis-trans isomerase-like
Exons: 3
Coding region: 205-699 (164 amino acids)
Biological process (GO): protein folding; protein peptidyl-prolyl isomerization
Cellular component (GO): intracellular membrane-bounded organelle
Molecular function (GO): peptidyl-prolyl cis-trans isomerase activity
Source: RefSeq, a predicted model, not a curated record